Messenger RNA from Tigriopus californicus, 845 nucleotides. RefSeq lists its product as uncharacterized. The coding region runs from base 61 to 756 and encodes 231 amino acids. NCBI's taxonomy places the organism in Eukaryota, Metazoa, Arthropoda, Copepoda, Harpacticoida, Harpacticidae. Gene Ontology annotation, cellular component: mitochondrion. The record is from RefSeq and is a predicted model, not a curated record. The transcript is spliced from 4 exons.
AAAGAACAGCAGCACAUUGCCUACAUGAUCAGAAUCAGGGCUGCCAACGAGCUCCAGUAAAUGAUUGGAAGAAUAUUAAAAGUGCUGAGGAUGUUCGGUCUGAGAUUGCUCACACGCCCGUUGUCCAUCGGGUGGCCACGCCUUAUCCCACGCCGGAAUUAUGACGCGGGCUACAAAUUGCGGGAAGAGACCCGAUGGCGAGAGAAUCUGGAAGUGUUGGCCCGUAAGGACGUGACCUUGUUUCACUACGAGAAUCCCACUCGGAUGGCCUUGUUUAACGGCGUGGCUGCGGCGCUAGGGCCCCUCUGGGUGUAUCUAGGAUCGUUUGCCUAUGGCUUGGCUUCCAAGAUGGAUCCGUAUCGGGAGAAGAUGGCGGAAUUGGACCAAUCCCCCAUGUGGAUCUUGGACAAUGUGGAUCAAGCCAGUCGGGGCGUGGGCACUGCGUUUUGUCUCUUCGGCCUUAGUUUGAGUACAUAUUGGCUUUUGCGAAGUCGUCACACCGUGAGAAGACUCAUUCUCCGCAAAGGUGGGAAACUUCUCACCAUUGUGACCUAUGGAUUUGUUGGCACAGGUUCCAAGACAAUCACCCUUCCCGUAACUCAAUGCGCUGCUGUUCAUCAGAAAUUCCAAGGGAAACGUCGGAUGUUCAUAACUGUGAACGAUUAUUACUUUAAAUUUCAAUUGAAUGUGGAAAAGGGCACGUUCCUGAACAAACCUCUGUUCGAUCGUACCGUUGGGAUCUCAAAAAUGGUUUAAAAUGUGACUUUGUGUAGUUGAUGUCGUCUUUCCCCUUCCUCCAUGCUAUUCAUUCAGAGCGAAAUAAAAUACAUCAAUCGAACUUGAAA